AGUAACAUUAUAUUGAGUCCGACGGAAGUUAAACAUUAUAGACAAACGAGGAGCGGAGGUCAGUGUUGUUGUUUAGCUAAUUUUUGACGCCGCCUUCUGUUAAGUUUUUUUCUGUUAUACAAUGGAAAUGUCUUCAGUUCAUUGUUUGAAAAAGUUCGUCAACGAGCGACUGACUGCUGCUGCUGAAGAAAUAUUUGGAGUCUUUGAAAAAACUUUAUCAGUAUACGAGGAUGAGAUCAUUCGUCAGGGCAGACUGUUGGAUAUCGUCCUGAAGCCCGAGAUAGAACUACAAAAGAUCGGUCUCCCACAGCCGUCAAUCUGUAAGGAGGGGGUUCUUCUUGACCUACAACAGUAUGACCAGGAGAGGAGCACCAGUCUGGACCAAGAGGACCCAGAGCCUCCACAGAUUAAAGAGGAACAGGAGGAACUCUGCACCCGUCAGGAGGAAGGCCAGUUUGCACUUCAGCAGGAGACUGAUGCCUUGAAGUUCAGUCCUACUUAUGACAGAAGUGACCAAAGUGAAGAUCAGCCUCUAUUUUUGGAUACUGAUCAAACUCCGAGUGCAGCAGAGAAAGAACCUCAGUCCAACAUUUCAGAUGAAUGGAUGCAAUCUGAUUUUGACACAAAACACUGUGUAGUCACAGAACCAAACAGUGACCACGGCCAGCAUGUUAGAACGGGCACGAAGCAGUACAUGUGCACCAUUUGUGGGAAAGGUUUCAAAAUUAGUGCAGACUUGAAAUUGCACGUGAAAAUUCACACAGGUGAGAAGCCUUACCGUUGCACGUACUGUGAGAAGGAGUUUGCUUUCAGCUCAUCUGUUUCGAGGCAUCUCCGAGUGCACACAGGGGAGAAGCCUUAUGAAUGUCGUGUGUGUGGGAAAAGAUUUAAUGUCAGCACAACGUUGAAAGUCCACUACAGAAUCCACACGGGUGAAAAGCCGUAUAAAUGCAAGACUUGUGAAAGAGCUUUCACCACCUGUUCAAACCUGAAGAAGCACAUGGCCCUACAUACUAAAGUCGGAAAUAGUCGACAUGUUAAGACUGUCACUAAUUCGCUCAAAAUGUCUUCGGUCCAUUAUUUCAGAAAGUUUGUCAACGAGCGACUAACUGCUGCUACGGAAGAAAUAUUAGGAGUCUUUGAAAAAACUAUCGUAGUAUACGAGGAAGAAAUCAAUCGUCAGCGCAAGUUGCUAGAUAUCGUUUUAAAGCCAGAGCUAAAACUACACAGGGCAGAGCUCCCACAGCAACAUGUCUGUACGGAGGAGGAGGUUCUGGCUGUCCAGCAGCUCCGUAUUCAGGAGAGGAACUCCAGUCUGGACCAUGAGGACCCAGAGCCUCCACAGAUUAAAGAGGAACAGGAGGAACUCUGCACCAGUCAGGAGGGAGAGCAGCUUGUACUGAAGCAGGAGACUGAUUUGUUUAAGUUAAGGCCUACUUGUGAGGGAAGUGAUCACAGUGAAGAUCAGACUCUUUGCUCUCUGCUUUUGGAUCCACUGCCGCUGACCAACAUCUCAGUUAUAGUAAUUAAAUCUGAAUCUGACAGAGAGGGCUUGGGUGUAUCAGGACCAAACAGUGACAACCACCUUUCUCAUACUGAUCAGAAAGCAGAGAACAAACAAUUUAAAUGUCCCUUUUGCACUGAGGAGUUUCAUGAUUUUUAUAAGUUAAAAAUUCACAUAAGGACCCACACUGGUGAAAAGCGUUUCAAAUGUGACACUUGUGGGAAAGGGUUCACCCAGAAGGCUCUGCUGAGGAAACACAUGAUGACUCACACAGGGGUAAAGCCCUUCAGAUGUAGAGUUUGUGGAAAGGAAUUCAACUGUCAGUCAAACUGUGUCAACCAUAUGAAAACUCACACAGGUGAGAAGCCACACACUUGCAUCACCUGCGGGAAAAGUUUCAGCCGCGGCGCAGACCUGAGGAGGCACAACCGAACUCACACAGGGGAGAAACCGUACAGCUGCGUUCACUGCGGGAAAGAGUUUUCUUACCACUCAUCUCUCACCAGUCACGUCCGAGUGCAUACAGGGGAGAAACCUUAUAACUGUAUUUGGUGUGGGAAAAGGUUUGCUGUCAGCACAACGUUGAAAAUACACACCAGAGUCCAUACGGGGGAAAAGCCGUAUAAAUGCAACAUUUGUGGGAGGAAUUUUGCGCAUAACACAGGACUGAGAUUACACAGGAGGAUCCAUGCACCGGAGAAACAACAGACCUGA
Siniperca chuatsi (mandarin fish) is the source of this 2218-nucleotide messenger RNA. RefSeq names its product zinc finger protein 91-like. Bases 122 to 2218 code for a protein of 698 amino acids. Gene Ontology annotation, molecular function: DNA-binding transcription activator activity, RNA polymerase II-specific; RNA polymerase II cis-regulatory region sequence-specific DNA binding. Gene Ontology annotation, cellular component: nucleus. The transcript has 4 exons. Gene Ontology annotation, biological process: regulation of transcription by RNA polymerase II. The record is from RefSeq and is a predicted model, not a curated record. Lineage: Eukaryota; Metazoa; Chordata; Actinopteri; Centrarchiformes; Sinipercidae.